GGACACCAGGGAUUGCGGCCGACAUCCGGUAGGCCGGUCUGUCGGCCCAAAAAGGCCUUGAAAAUAUUGCCGUCAUCUUUGGUCUUCGUCCAAAACUAAAACUUUUGAGGGUACGCAUUAUUCCUGUACGACAGCCUUCAACUCACUUGAAUCCAGAUGGCCACCACGACCGCCAAACCCGCCAUAGAGGCCGUCACAAAAUACACCAAAGCAACCUCCCUAGCGCGUUUCGGCCUCGUCCCCACCCCAAAAAAGAAUCUCCCUCGAGACAAACGAACGCGACUACCCAUCCCACCCACAACCAUCAUAACUCGCCAAUUCGCCCCAUGCCGGUUCGAAGACCAUUACUACAACACCCUCCAAGACGACGUCAUGUACAUGACCUACGUCCAUGAACGCGGUCCUCGCCCACCUCCCCGGCAAAUCCGACUCAAAUUCGACCCAGAAGACCCUUACUCCAAAUACCGGAAAAAUCCCCCAGUCGGCGGGUCUCAUCUGGGACGACAGCCCCCGCCGCCCUCGUCGCCUGAAAACGUCACGAAGCUGGAGAAGAUCCAGAUACACACUAUGGUAAAGCAGGCGGUGAUGAGCAAGAGCGAGGUUCUGGGUGUGGUCAUGGCUCUCCGGGCGCUAUCAGGAGAGACGGAAAACGGUGGUGGAGGAAAACAUACCGUGGAAGGCGUGCAAAUCGUCAAGGGAAAGAAACAAGUCGGUGGCUGGCUAAGGCCCGGGAUUCCCAUCGGCGCCAAGGUCACAAUGAAGGGCCAAAACAUGUACGAUUUCAUCGGUACCCUCGUCGAAUUCGUUCUCCCUCGUCUUCGGGAGUUCGACGGCCUUGCUCUCCCCAUCGCCGGGUCCAAUAUAAACAAACCCAGCUCUGUAUCUGGCGUCGUGUCCAUGGGUUUGCCGCCUGAAGCUAUGGGCUUCUUCCCUCAAAUUGAAGUGAACCAGGAGGCCUACCCAAGGCAAUACGGAAUGCACAUCCACUUCAUCACCAACGCUCAGGGAGUUGGAGCACAGGACCGUGCUAGGGCAUUGGUAUCAGGAUUCCAGAUACCAUUCAUUCGCACUGUCCGACAGUAAAGGAAACUAGCUGUAUUAGACUAACUUUAUAUACAACAAACAUAUUAUCGACAACUUGGAAUCUAAGCCAGAGAGAGUAUGUCACCUUCUUCGAUGUCCGCGAAAAGAGAAGGGAUACAAGGGUAAGAGGAUGA
Molecule: messenger RNA, 1217 nt
Organism: Desarmillaria tabescens
Lineage: Eukaryota; Fungi; Basidiomycota; Agaricomycetes; Agaricales; Physalacriaceae
Product: 60s ribosomal protein l7
Exons: 2
Coding region: 157-1083 (308 amino acids)
Biological process (GO): translation
Cellular component (GO): ribosome; cytosolic large ribosomal subunit
Molecular function (GO): structural constituent of ribosome; RNA binding
Source: RefSeq, a predicted model, not a curated record